AUGUCAAGUGGGCUUCAUCGAUCUUCGAGUGCUUGUAUCAAACUGGCGAAAGGUAAAGUGGGAGUUCAUAGGCGCUCUUCUAACUGGGAGGACUUUGGCGUCCUUGCAACCACAACACUAGCUACAUCUAUGGCAGCAAGACAAGGCCCCGUACCUAUGGCCGGUCAUCAGAUUUGUUUUCAAGUUUGGAUGGCUUUAUCUUUGCUUAACGAUGCUUUAGCACUUGCCGGCCAGACUCUCCUUGCUAGUGAUUAUUCCCAAGGGAAUUAUGGUCAAGCAAGCAAAGUGGCUUACAAAGUUCUGCAGAUUAGUAUGGUAAUGGGAGUAGCAUUAGCAGUAAUUUUGUUCUCCAGCUUUGAUGCACUGUCCAGCUUAUUCAGCACAGACUCAGGAGUUCAGAAAAUUGCCAGAUCUGGGACCUGGGAAAGAAAACGUUAUUCUGGAAAAUUUUCUUCUUGA
Molecule: messenger RNA, 459 nt
Organism: Fraxinus pennsylvanica
Lineage: Eukaryota; Viridiplantae; Streptophyta; Magnoliopsida; Lamiales; Oleaceae
Source: the annotation of a GenBank genome assembly